CGUUGACACAGAAGAAGAGAAAAGAGAAAGUGAAACAGAGCAACCAAACAUGGCAGUGAUUUCCCUAGCAAGAAAUGUCGUCUUCAACCUCUCGAGGUCUUUUCCUCAAGCCUCUUCCUCAAUCUCUCUCAGAUAUUCCUCUCGGAAAGUCUCCCGGGUCUGCUUCACCUCUGCCUCCAAAUUCUCCGAGGGUCGAAAUGCGGCGGAAGAGAACAGGGGAGAUUCAAGGGUUGACAGCAGGGGCUCUGCCGACAAGAACUGGAAGAACAAGGAACGAGAGUACGGGUCUGUUGACGUGAGUAGGAAGGCAAAAGAACCCAUGGAAGAAGGCCUGGAAAAAAGCAAACAAAAAGCAGAGGAAGUGAAAGACACAACCAAGGAGUAUGCACAGGAAGCGAAAGAGAAGACAAAGGGCGCAGCGGAGACGGUGGCAGAGAAGGCAAAACAGGGAACAAACAGAGCAGCCGAGACAGCAGAGAGCGCCAAGGAGAAAGCCAAAGACUACUCGUACGAGUCAGAAAAGAAGACCAAAGAUAUGGCGGGGACUCUAGCGGAUAAGGCAAAAGAAGGGACUUACAAGGCCGCAGAGACGGCGGAGACUGCAAAGAAGAAGGCGAAAGAGGGCGCGUGGGGGGUGAAGGAGAAAACAGAGGAUGUAGCCGAGACGGCGGAGGAGAAGGUGAAGGAGGGGACGAGCAAGGCGGCGGAGACGGCGAAGGAUAAAGUGAAGGGGGCGUGGGGUGCGUUGAAGGAGACAGGGCAGAAGAUUAAGGAGACGGUGGUUGGGGCGCCAGGUGAGGAGGUGGGGGUUGGGUUUUUGGAUGAGGACACUAGAGACAGUGAAGAUGAAAUUCAUGUUGAUGUUGAUGGUGAUGGUGUGGCGGAAGGGAAGGUGGUGGGUGCGGAUGUUGUGGAACGCAGGCGGCGUGCUGCCAAUCCUGAUGGGAAGAAACAUUGAUGUUCUGAUCUGUGAAUCUGGUUAUUGAUGGUGGAUUUAGGUUCAAACAAUCCAGUUUUGACUUCUCCAUAUCAUCAGCAUGGUUUAUCUUUUUGUAAAAUCAGAAAGAACUGAUAAUAAUACUCCAUUGAAUCAGUUUCUUGAUCACAGUGACAUGUGUUAGCCUUUAUAUGCAUUUACAAUAUAAAAACAGCAAAUUGGGUCUUUUCCUUCAA
Prunus dulcis (almond) is the source of this 1173-nucleotide messenger RNA. Its product is annotated as late embryogenesis abundant protein 76-like. NCBI's taxonomy places the organism in Eukaryota, Viridiplantae, Streptophyta, Magnoliopsida, Rosales, Rosaceae. The coding region runs from base 50 to 958 and encodes 302 amino acids. The transcript has 2 exons. The record is from RefSeq and is a predicted model, not a curated record.